AUGGCCAGCAACAUUAAUUUCUCGUGCUACCAAGCGAAAUCCCACGAGCCCCAUUUGCCCCCGGGCUUCAGAUUCCACCCCACCGACGAAGAAUUAAUAACUUACUACCUAUUGAAGAAAGUUCUCCACUCCAACUUCACUUGCCGUGCCAUUGCCGAGGUUGAUCUCAACAAGUGCGAGCCAUGGCAUCUUCCAGGCAAGGCGAAGAUGGGGGAGAAGGAGUGGUACUUCUACAGCCUACGGGACCGGAAGUACCCGACCGGUCUGAGGACGAACCGGGCGACCGAAGCGGGUUACUGGAAGGCGACUGGAAAGGACCGGGAGAUCUACAGCUCCAAAACGGGCUUGCUGGUGGGUAUGAAGAAAACCCUAGUCUUCUACACGGGUCGGGCGCCCAAGGGCGAUAAGACUAAUUGGGUCAUGCACGAGUUUCGACUCGACGGCAAGCUUGCUUAUCACUACCUCUCUACAAAGUCUGAGGACGAGUGGGUAAUUUCCCGAGUGUUCCAAAAGACGGGUUCCGGCAGCUCCACCGCCACAAGCGGCGGCGGCAGCAACACCAAGAAACGGUCUGAAGUCAACUCAGCGCCAAAGUCAAACCCAUCGUCCGGCAUUGACUUUGACAGCUGGCUUAGUCCCGCGACCAGCUCCAAGCAGCACGUGCCCUGUUUCUCCACAUCAGCACCUCCCACAAGUUCCUUCUUUGAUUUCCCUCAGCCGCCAUCCUCAGACCUGAGUGCGGUGGUUUAUGGCCCUCCAGCGAGUGGCCAUUCUGAAGCAUCGGUGUUUGGUUAUGGGCCCAUGGGACAGUGGGCCGGGCUUGAGAGGAAUGGGAGAAUAUGGCCCGCAGUCGAUGACAAGCUUGAUAGCAUGUGGACUACUUAAUGAUAUGUUUGUUUCAAAGACUUUGUGGUUGCCAACUUAAUUUCGUUAUGUAAUAGCUUUUGUUAGUGUGUAAUGGACUAUGGUUGAAUGCUAUUGUGGAUGAUCGAUAUUGCCUUUUGUACUAUUACUGAUAGCCAAGCUCUAAUUUUCGUAUGAUUGUUGCUACCCAGCUUUUUCUAUAUCCGAUGUUUGGGAAUAGGGUAUACGUAGAGUCGAAUUGAGUUAACUCUAUAGAACAAGAAUAUUUUUAAUGUUGCAGUUUUUUG
This is a messenger RNA of Striga asiatica, 1151 nucleotides long. NCBI's taxonomy places the organism in Eukaryota, Viridiplantae, Streptophyta, Magnoliopsida, Lamiales, Orobanchaceae. The record is from the annotation of a GenBank genome assembly.